AUGUUACCAUUCACGAAUAUCAUUAGGCAGCUGCUUGCUCCAUCACCAGUCAGACCCAUAUUCAAUGCAACUCCAAGACUAAUAACACCUGCUACGAUUGGUGCGUUAUACCAACCAUUGAGAACAUUCAAGGUAAGAACAUCCGUAAAAAAGUUUUGCAAAGACUGCUAUUUGGUAAAGAGAAAAGGAAGAGUGUAUGUUUAUUGUAAGUCCAAUGGUAAACACAAACAAAGACAAGGAUAG
This is a messenger RNA of Lodderomyces parapsilosis, 243 nucleotides long. Its product is annotated as mitochondrial 54S ribosomal protein bL36m. The transcript has a single exon. Bases 1 to 243 code for a protein of 80 amino acids. Gene Ontology annotation, cellular component: ribosome; mitochondrial large ribosomal subunit. Gene Ontology annotation, molecular function: structural constituent of ribosome. The record is from RefSeq and is a predicted model, not a curated record. Gene Ontology annotation, biological process: translation; ribosome biogenesis. NCBI's taxonomy places the organism in Eukaryota, Fungi, Ascomycota, Pichiomycetes, Serinales, Debaryomycetaceae.